AUGCAAAUUGGAGACAAAAUUCAGUUUACUUAUCAUUGUGUAGCCAUCGUUAAAUAUAUUGGUGAGGUGGAAGGUAAAGAAGGUAUUUGGAUUGGUUUAGAAUUAGAUAAACCAUUAGGUAAACAUAAUGGAACAUAUGAAUCAAAAAAAUAUUUUGAAUGCAGUGAUUACCAUGGUAUUUUAUAUCGGCAAGAAAAAUUAAAAAGAGAUAUACACUUAAAUAAAAAUAUUAUGCUUAAAAGCACAGAUGAAAAAAGUGGAAGCACUUUAACAAACACGAAUAGAAAUGAAUUACAAAAUGAACAAAGUCGGGCAAAUAAUAAAUUAGAUUAUGAAUACAAAACAAAAGUACAAAAAAUAAUAAAAGAAAGCAAAAAUAAAUUGACAAUCAAAAAAUUAAAAAAGGAUAUAGAAAAUUUGAGGUUGGACAACAAUAAAAUUACAGAAGUAUUGCAAACAGAAAAUGAAAAUCUAAAACAUAAAUUAGAUGAAAAGAACAAAUUGCUAGAAAAAUAUAAAAAUAAAUUUAGCGACUUUAUUUUAAGGAUAGAAAGUUUUGAGGUUGAAUUUACAAAAUUAGUUAAAGGUUUAAAAAAUACAAAAUAUUUAGAAGAUGCAGAGUACCAAGUUCUUUGUAAAUAUUUUAAAGGAGUUAUUUUAUCAGCGAUAGAAAAUAAAAAUGAAGAUCUUGAAAAAAAUCUUAAAGAAUUUAAAAAUAUAUGUCAAAAAAAUGAUGUAUAA
Molecule: messenger RNA, 741 nt
Organism: Vairimorpha ceranae
Lineage: Eukaryota; Fungi; Microsporidia; Nosematidae
Product: dynactin complex subunit
Exons: 1
Coding region: 1-741 (246 amino acids)
Source: RefSeq, a predicted model, not a curated record